AUGAAUUUAGGGUAUUCAUUAUAUUUGCUAUUUAUCUUAGUAGUAGGUGUUUUGGGUGAGAAACAUGACUUUGAAUGGUAUAAUAAGUCUAUACCUUUCCAUGCUUGUGCUUACGAGAUAAAGAACGCAGAAAAUUUCAAGUUCUGUCCAACCAUGGAUGGAGUCUGUAUAUGUUCGAAUGAAAAUGCCUUAGCCACAUUAGCUGGUUGUUUAGCUUAUAAGGAUGAGAAUACAACUUAUUUUGCUCACUAUGGUAUAAGCUACUGUCAUGUAAGAUUUAAAAUAAACUUGGAAUCGGAUUGGUUUGAUACUGCUUUUAAACGCUUUACUAAUAAAGCAGUGAACCAGUCAGAAAUAGAAUCCAGGUACAAGUUGAUCCAAACACCAGUUAUAUUUCUGUCUAAAGAUAUGGACUUUUAUGAUGAGUCAGCAGCGGUUUUCUUUGACAAUUAUAAUAUCUCAACUUUCUUUGGUUUAUCGGUAUUUGGAUUCUGGUUAGUGUUUUUAUUAAUUAAUACGAUUAGCUAUUGGACUAAGGUAUUAUUCCCUCGAGCAACCAGGAGGUCGGUUGGACUUCUUGCUACUUUUUAUAGGAAACAUAUAUCGAUGCCUGCUCUAUACGGGAAAAGAAGAACCCAAGAAGUUUCGUGUUUUAAAGUCUUUGACAGUUUGGUUCCCAGCAGAUUUGAAAUGAUGGUUAUUUCUUUGUUUUAUAUUUUCAUUUUAAUUAUCCACGCAGUCCGUGUACAUGGACUUAAGGACGAUCCUAUAUUUGGUUCUAAGUAUAUGGCCGAGUUGAGGUAUGUUGGAGAUAGAACUGGUAUUGUUGCUACCUUUAUGAUGCCAUUAUUGUUCUUAUUUGCUGGUCGUAACAAUUUCUUGCAAUGGGUUACCGGAAUUAACUACCUGUCAUUUUUAUGCUAUCACCGUCACAUUGCCAGAAUCAUGUUCAUGUUGGUUGUUAUUCAUUCAGUCAACUAUACUAUUCUUCUUGUUAGAACUGAUCAAUUUAUAGUCACACUAAAAAAGCAAUGUCUUCGUUGGGGGAUUACUGCAACUAUAGUUGGUGGUACAUUAAUAAUUCAAAGUAUCCUUUAUCUUAGAAGAAAUUGGUAUGAAUUAUUUCUCCUUAUCCAUAUUGUAAUGGCAAUAUUUUAUGUUGUGGGUACUUGGGUUCAUCUCAAUCAAUUUGGUUAUGAAAUUUAUUUAUAUUCAACUAUUGGUGUUUGGGGCCUUGACAGAAUCAUUAGAUUAUUUCGUUUGCUUUCGUUUGGAUUUCCAAAAGUAAAUGUCAUGCUCGUAGGAGAUGACGUUAUCAAAUUGGAAAUUCCCAAACCAAAAAAUUGGAAACCAAUUCCUGGUGGGCAUGCUUUCGUUCAUUUUUUGAAGCCAACCUAUUUCUGGCAAUCUCAUCCAUUUACGUUCACUAAUUCCACCAAAGAUAACAAGGACAGGGUCACUAUGUACCUAAGAGUCAAAGGUGGAGUUACCCACAGUUUGUAUCAGUUACUAAAUACAACCCCUGGUAAAAUGGUUAAAAUGAGAGUUGGUAUUGAGGGGCCAUACGGAGAAUCAACACCUGCCAAAUAUGCAGACAAAGCAAUAUUUUUUGCUGGAGGAAAUGGUAUCCCGGGUAUUUAUUCUGAAGUUCUGGAUAUUGCUUUAAGAUCUUCCCCUCAAAGGAAAUCUAUUUUGAAGUUAUAUUGGAUUAUAAGAGAUUAUGAUUCCAUAUUAUGGUUUUUUGAUGAACUUCUAAAGUUGAAAGAUAUGAAUAUUGAAACUACAAUUUAUGUCACUCGUCCAAAUAUUAAAUCUUUCAGGGUAGACUUGUUUAAUCAAUCUCAAUCCUCCCAAUGUAGUUCAAUAAAAUCUGGGUAUGAGGAAACAAAAUCAAACACCGGUGAUAUUGAGCUUGCUAUUGCAGAAUUGAAAUUAAAAUUACUACACAUUAAAUUUGAAGAAGGAAGGCCAAAUGUCGAGCAACUAAUUGAAAAUGAAAUUAAACAAUCUCCAGGUUCCACUGCGUUUGUUGCAUGUGGUCACCCAAUUAUGGUAGACGAAGUUCGCUAUUACAGCUGCAAGAAUAUUGACAAUUCCUACAAUAAAAGAGUGGACUAUUAUGACCAACUACAAAUCUGGGCUUAAAUUAUGCCAUACCCUAAAUAGUAUAAAUCAAAUUCGCAUAUAUAUAUAUAUUAUAUUAACUUUGACUCAAUGGUUUUCCUU
Messenger RNA from Spathaspora passalidarum NRRL Y-27907, 2226 nucleotides. RefSeq lists its product as uncharacterized. Gene Ontology annotation, molecular function: ferric-chelate reductase activity. The coding region runs from base 1 to 2145 and encodes 714 amino acids. Gene Ontology annotation, cellular component: plasma membrane. Lineage: Eukaryota; Fungi; Ascomycota; Pichiomycetes; Serinales; Debaryomycetaceae. The record is from RefSeq and is a predicted model, not a curated record. The transcript has a single exon. Gene Ontology annotation, biological process: iron ion transport; intracellular iron ion homeostasis; copper ion import.